Messenger RNA from Eriocheir sinensis (Chinese mitten crab), 2063 nucleotides. Its product is annotated as zinc finger protein 431-like. NCBI's taxonomy places the organism in Eukaryota, Metazoa, Arthropoda, Malacostraca, Decapoda, Varunidae. The coding region runs from base 819 to 1898 and encodes 359 amino acids. The record is from RefSeq and is a predicted model, not a curated record. The transcript has 3 exons.
GGGUCGUAUUUUAAAACAUUUCGUCGCCCAAGUUCACAUAUUUGACAUGGCUUUCGUAGGAGCUGUAGGCCUUUCCAGGGGUAGUUUUAUGACCCUGGUAGUAGUUUGACCCUUCUUCUGUGCCAUGAACCUUAAAAACACUCAUGAAAACCCGAUUGAUCCCCUCUUUGACCUUUAGAAAUAGUUGAUGUGAGAAGCGAUGGUGUCUUAAAAUACGGCACUGGGAGAAACCUCAAGCCUCCUGUGACAUCAAGAUCAAGACCAAGAUCGAGCCCUGAGAUUUGAUUUUCUCUUCUCUAUUCUUUGGAAACACACGAGAAGUUAAUCAAGACAAGGAGAGGGUGUUCCCCGGCUGCCUGGGACGUGACGGGAGAGCCAAAGAGGUAGAGUUAUUAACACAUGCAGCCGUGAACACUUUUUGAAGCGGCGCUGUGGGAUUACUUGUGUGAGGAGAGGAAGGAAGGAUAGCCGGCGUGUGGGAUGGGUGGAAGGUCCAACAUUGCCUCUCUCGUGUUCAAGCCGCCUGGCGCUCCCGUCUCAUCACUGGGAAGGACUACUGGCCAUGAGUGUAGCGUUGAGGAAGACUUGCUGCCCCCUCGCCCUCAAGGCUGGCCUGCAGCCUGAGUGGCCAGGAGCAGCGGAGCAGACUGUCACUGGUGUGAGGACCAAGGCCUGAUGAGAAGGACCACCACCACCGUGCUGCUGCCUUCUCCAGCCAUAAAGGAAAGGGAAAGGUUGAGUGUCAGGACUGUAGGACAAUUUGAUAGGGGAGAGGAAGUUCAUCAGACACAGCCUUGCACACACUGGUUCAGGAAACCAUGAGAGCCAGGAGUGUGAGAAAAGCCUCCCUGGGAAGGGUGACUUUGACUAAGACACUCACUCCUUCUGCUGAAAGAAAUCAUGAUUGUGCAGUUUGUGGGGAAAGUUUCAGCAAGAAGGGUGAACUCAAGACACACAGCCUUUCACACACUGCUGAAAAAAAUCAUGAAUGUGAAGUUUGUGGGAAAAGAUUUAAUCUGAAGAGUACCCUCAACAGACACAUCCUUACACACACUGGUGAGAGAAAUCAUGAAUGUGAAGUUUGUGGGAAAAGAUUUAUUCAGAAGAGUUACCUCAACACACACAUCCUUACACACACUGGUGAAAGAAAUCAUGAAUGUGAAGUUUGUGGGAAAAAAUUUAAUCGGAAGAGUACCCUCAACAGACACAUCCUUACACACACUGGUGAGAGAAAUCAUGAAUGUGAAGUUUGUGGGAAAAGAUUUAAUCUGAAGAGUUGCCUCAACACACACAUCCUUACACACACUGGUGAGAGAAAUCAUGAAUGUGAAGUUUGUGGGAAAAGAUUUAAUCUGAAGAGUACCCUCAACAGACACAUCCUUACACACACUGGUGAGAGAAAUCAUGAAUGUGAAGUUUGUGGGAAAAGAUUUAAUCUGAAGAGUAACCUCAACAGACACAUCCUUACACACACUGGUGAGAGAAAUCAUGAAUGUGAAGUUUGUGGGAAAAGAUUUAAUCAGAAGAGUUACCUCAACACACACAUCCUUACACACACUGGUGAGAGAAAUCAUGAAUGUGAAGUUUGUGGGAAAAGAUUUAAUCAGAAGAGUUACCUCAACACACACAUCCUUACACACACUAGUGAGAGAAAUCAUGAAUGUGAAGUCUGUGGGAAAAGAUUUAAUCGGAAGAGUUACCUCAACAGACACAUCCUUACACACACUGGUGAGAGAAAUCAUGAAUGUGAAGUCUGUGGGAAAAAAUUCUGUUUAAGGUCAUACCUGAAGAGACAUAGCAUAAGACACACUGGUCACAAAGGGUUCAAAUGUGAUGCUUGUGGAAAGCGUUUCAUGACCAGAGCUGAGAUUACCAGACAUGUGAAGAUUCACCUCUGAGGUGUUGUGUUGUGCUGCUGUAUGUGGGAGAGAGUAGGCAGUGCAGGGCAGCAUUGACUAGCAUGAAGGACAGAAAAUAUAGCCCAGAUGGGCAAUCAAGGCAGGUUGUGUGUGUGUGUGCGCGUGUGUGUGUAUUUACCUAUUUGUAUUGACCUGUUUGUAGUC